Molecule: messenger RNA, 435 nt
Organism: Suhomyces tanzawaensis NRRL Y-17324
Lineage: Eukaryota; Fungi; Ascomycota; Pichiomycetes; Serinales; Debaryomycetaceae
Exons: 1
Coding region: 1-435 (144 amino acids)
Source: RefSeq, a predicted model, not a curated record
AUGCCGUCCAUCCCUCCUAUUAGUCCCAUCCAACAACCCUCGGCCAUCAUCUGCAACCAGUGCCACACCCAGCUCCUGGCUCACCAUCCAGCAUUGCAAGAUGACACCAACAUGCUCAUCAACUACACUCCAGGAGACCUCGCGGUGCUAGACGAACAUAUGCUCAUCAUAAAAGUGUACUGCGUGAUGUGUCCAAACCCCAUCGGGUUUCGAGUUAUCAGCUUUGUCCACCAUCAGGUGGAGUGCGUGGCACCGGAGCAUGCCGUGAGUGAAAGCGUAGGCAUAGACCUGUUUGUGAAUAAGCUCAUUUCCAUCGAAAAUAAUGUUAACCAGAAGUGCGCCCAGUUGCAGUACCACCACUUCAUGGAGGAGCACAAAGACAUGAUAGGCAAGCUCUGUCUCGACCACCAGCACAUCACGCGGAUUGUAGGGUGA